Molecule: messenger RNA, 2619 nt
Organism: Balaenoptera acutorostrata (minke whale)
Lineage: Eukaryota; Metazoa; Chordata; Mammalia; Artiodactyla; Balaenopteridae
Product: N-deacetylase and N-sulfotransferase 4
Exons: 13
Coding region: 1-2619 (872 amino acids)
Cellular component (GO): Golgi apparatus
Molecular function (GO): heparan sulfate N-sulfotransferase activity; deacetylase activity
Source: RefSeq, a predicted model, not a curated record
AUGAAUCUUGUUGUGAAGCUUCGGAGAAGUUUUCGAACAUUGAUUGUUCUCUUAGCCACCUUUUGCUUGGUGAGCAUUGUCAUUUCUGCCUAUUUCCUCUACUCUGGCUAUAAACAGGAAAUGACACUUAUGGAAACCACUGCAGCAGCAGAAUGUACUGACGUUAAAAUCCUACCAUAUCGAUCAAUGGAGCUGAAGACAGUCAAACCUAUUGAUACAUCCAAAACUGAUCCUACUGUCCUUCUGUUUGUGGAGAGCCAGUACUCUCAACUUGGUCAAGAUAUUAUCGCUAUCUUGGAGUCCAGCCGAUUUCAGUUCCAUAUGGUCAUCGCCCCUGGCAAGGGAGACAUACCUCCUCUAACAGAUAAUGGCAAAGGGAAAUAUAUUUUAGUUAUUUAUGAAAAUAUUCUGAAGUAUGUCAGCAUGGACUCAUGGAAUCGAGAGCUUUUAGAAAAAUACUGUGUGGAAUACAGUGUUAGUAUAAUUGGUUUUCAUAAAGCCAAUGAAAACAGCUCACCAAGUACACAAUUAAAAGGUUUUCCAUUAAACCUUUUCAAUAAUCUAGCUCUAAAGGACUGUUUUGUCAACCCUCAGUCUCCUUUGCUGCAUAUUACCAAAGCCCCCAAGGUUGAGAAAGGCCCUCUUCCUGGGGAAGACUGGACAAUUUUCCAGUAUAAUCAUUCAACCUACCAACCUGUGCUUUUAACUGAAUUACAGACAGAAAAAUCCCUUUCAUCCUUCUCCAGCAAACCACUCUAUGCGACGGUGAUUCAGGAUCUGGGGCUUCAUGAUGGAAUUCAGCGAGUUCUUUUCGGCAACAACUUAAACUUUUGGCUACACAAGCUCAUCUUCAUAGAUGCCAUCUCCUUCUUGUCAGGGAAGAGGCUGACAUUGUCUUUGGACAGGUAUAUCCUUGUGGACAUUGAUGACAUCUUUGUUGGGAAGGAAGGGACAAGGAUGAAUGUCAAAGAUGUGAAGGCAUUACUAGAGACUCAAAAUUUACUGCGCACUCAGGUUGCAAAUUUUACCUUCAACCUUGGAUUUUCAGGGAAGUUUUACCACACAGGGACUGAAGAGGAGGAUGAAGGGGACGACCUUCUACUUCGUUCUGCGGAUGAGUUCUGGUGGUUUCCUCACAUGUGGAACCACAUGCAGCCCCACCUCUUCCACAAUGAGUCAUCUUUGGUGGAGCAGAUGAGUCUCAACAAGGAAUUUGCACUGGAGCGUGGAAUACCUAUCAACAUGGGCUAUGCUGUGGCGCCGCAUCACUCAGGGGUCUACCCAGUUCACGUUCAGCUGUAUGCAGCCUGGAAGAAGGUCUGGGGUAUUCAGGUCACCAGCACUGAAGAGUAUCCGCAUUUGAAACCUGCACGGUACCGAAAGGGCUUCAUUCACGAUAGCAUCAUGGUCCUCCCUCGACAGACCUGUGGGUUGUUCACACACACUAUUUUCUACAAAGAGUAUCCAGGAGGCCCCCAAGAAUUGGAUAAAAGUAUCAGAGGAGGUGAACUUUUCCUCACAAUCCUUCUGAACCCAAUCAGCAUUUUCAUGACUCAUUUGUCAAACUACGGGAAUGACCGCCUAGGGCUGUACACCUUUGUGAACUUGGCCAACUUCGCGCAGAGCUGGACCAACCUGAAAUUGCAAACUCUGCCUCCAGUGCAACUAGCCCACAAGUACUUUGAGCUCUUCCCUGAGCAGAAAGACCCUCUCUGGCAGAAUCCAUGUGAUGAUAAAAGACACAAAGACAUCUGGUCCAGAGAGAAAACUUGUGACCACUUACCAAAAUUCCUUGUAAUUGGGCCACAAAAAACAGGAACAACAGCACUUUAUUUAUUUCUUCUUAUGCACCCUUCCAUCAUCAGCAAUCUCCCCAGCCCCAAAACAUUUGAAGAAGUCCAAUUCUUUAAUGGCAACAACUACCACAAGGGAAUUGACUGGUAUAUGGAAUUUUUCCCUACUCCAUCCAACAUUACAAGUGACUUUCUAUUUGAAAAGAGUGCUAAUUACUUCCAUUCAGAAGAAGCUCCCAAACGAGCUGCAUCUCUGGUCCCCAAAGCCAAGAUCAUCACCAUCCUCAUUGACCCCUCAGACAGGGCAUACUCUUGGUAUCAGCACCAAAGAUCACAUGAAGAUCCAGCUGCCCUGAGGUUUAAUUUCUAUGAAGUUAUCACAACAGCACAUUGGGCCCCAUCUGACCUGAAAACUUUGCAGAGAAGAUGCCUAUUACCUGGAUGGUAUGCGGUCCACAUAGAAAGAUGGCUAACUUACUUUGCUACUUCUCAGUUGCUAAUUAUUGAUGGACAGCAGCUGAGAUCUGACCCAGUUACUGUGAUGGACGAAGUCCAGAAGUUUCUGGGAGUUACACCUCAUUAUAAUUACUCUGAAGCACUAACUUUUGAUCCCCAGAAGGGCUUUUGGUGUCAACUACUGGAAGGAGGAAAGACCAAAUGCCUUGGAAAAAGCAAAGGUCGAAAGUAUCCACCCAUGGAUCCAGAGUCUAGAACCUUCCUCUCUAAUUACUACCGAGAUCAUAAUGUGGAGCUGUCCAAACUGCUACACAGACUGGGGCAGCCUCUCCCAUCAUGGCUGAGACAGGAGCUACAAAAAGUGAGAUAG